Messenger RNA from Amphibalanus amphitrite, 1381 nucleotides. RefSeq lists its product as uncharacterized. The coding region runs from base 527 to 1093 and encodes 188 amino acids. The transcript has 4 exons. The record is from RefSeq and is a predicted model, not a curated record. Lineage: Eukaryota; Metazoa; Arthropoda; Thecostraca; Balanomorpha; Balanidae.
UUAAUUGCACGCUCCGUGGAACAAACACUGCGUAAAAGUCAAUGGCCCUUUAGUACCUGUUUGCUGUUUCGCACGCGUCUGCACACGUCUACAUUGGUGUGUAUUCUCUGGUCUAUUUCUUGAUCUAUUUCAACGUCUUGGAGCACUGUCCGACAUCUAACAUGAGGGACGAACGACUUUAUCGACUGUUUUUAAAUUUCGCCAGUCGUUCAGUUGGUACUUGAAGCUUUUGUUUUCCUUCCAUGAAUACCUAAGCUUUUGGCGUCAAUUUCUUACACUCACUUCAAAGUCGCAACCAUUUUCUUCAGUUGAGGACAAACUUUAUUUUUAUUGCAAUACGAGUGGCAGUGAAAAUGACAAUGGUGCGGCUUGCGUGGGACCUGUUCUCUUCAUUUGAGCGUUAGUGUCGGUAUGUGGCGUCAAGACGACGGAUAAAGAAGAGACGUCUUCAUGGCACCUUUCGUCGGAAGUUAUGCCUUUCAAGGAUGCCAGUCGAUUCAGCUGAAGACGAGCUCGAUGUUCGACGAUGAAAAGAACUAUAGCUGGUCUUCAGGUGAGCUGUUUGAACGGCCUCCUUCUGCUCGCGGCAUUCUUUUUCGCUCUGGCCGGCUUCUCGGGAAUCUGCGGCGGCCUCUUGUACGGGACGUCUCACAUGUUCACUAUGGUCGGCGACGCCCACCUGGUCAACCCAGAGACGGCCUCCAGCUUCACGAAGAAGCUGGACGCCAAGUUCGACAGCUUCAGAAACAGCAGCGCAGCCAAGGGCAAGCUGCUCAAGGAGAUGGGAAUGAUUACUUUCUAUGUAACAGGCGGCCUGGCAGCACCAGGCGUCAUCUUCCUCUUCUUGGCGGGCAUCGAGUUCUGUCGCACGUUCAUCAACUCCCUUGGUGAAGAGCCUCCGCCUGAGGUGGUCCCCGUCGCCGCGCCGAUGAUGCUCGAACCUCAGGAGUCCCUGACGUGCUGUGCGACCGCUUGUUGUCCAGAUAACGAUAUUUGUUGUCAUAUGACGUGUGCAGAGCCGACGGUGGAGUGCUGCUGCUGCUGCUGCGCCUCAGUCUGCUGUCCUGACUCGGAUACGUGCUGCGCUAUAUGAUUGAGAUUGUGCUUGGCCAACCUGGCCCAUAUUCACGUCGAAGGCUAAGGCGGAACCGUCAGUACGAGGCCGCUUCGUAAGCUAUGUCCACAGUGAGAUGCCUGCGAUUCUCUUCUUGCGAUACAGUGCGAUGCCUGCGAUACAGUGAGUCAGGGACUCUUCUCAGAGUGGCCGACUUGCAGUGACCAUGUUUGCAAGUGCGGUGUGUUUCGUCAUGUCAUAUGCUGAUAUCAAGAAAAUGAAACAUGCAAUGUGUAUCUACCUUCAAUACACGCGUUUUGUAAAACA